AUGUCGCGCUUCCUGCCGUCUCUGGAAGGGUUUGUGAAGGGAACGGCGGCGACGGCGGCUACGUUAUCCACUGUUGGUGCUGGACUGUUGUGGUACGGCCAGAACUACCUCAUAUACCCCUCGGCAUUUCCCCCAGGAUCAAGAACAGAGGUCGCAAACCCAGGCCAAUUUGGCAUGCCCUACGAAGAUCUCGAGUUGAAGACACCAGACGGCGUGAUACUCAGGUGCUACCUCCUGCCCCAGCGAAAAGACCUCUCGAGUCACCCAGAAGCUACUUAUCUCGAUGAAGACUUUGCCUCGGACGAAGAAAUCAUCGCGAGCCGGCCGACUGUUAUCAUGUUCCACGGGAAUGGCGGGAACCACGGACACCGAAUACCACUCGCCAAGGUGUUCUACAUGAGGAUGCGGUGUAAUGUGUUCAUGAUGUCCUACAGAGGGUACGGACUGUCAGAAGGAUCCCCGUCUGAAAAGGGGCUCCAAAUUGAUGCCCAGACAGCCCUCGACUACCUCACUGGCGACCCUGUCUUCUCGAAGACACCGAUCAUUCUGUAUGGUCAGUCAAUAGGAGGGGCUGUUUCUAUAGACCUUGCAAGUCGGAACCCGAGCAAGAUUGCAGCUCUCAUCCUCGAAAAUACCUUCACCUCCCUGCCCAACCUAAUCCCACACGCCCUCCCCGCUCUCUCCUCCGUCUCCUUCCUCUGCCACCAGAAAUGGGACUCGAUAAACAAGAUACCCCUUAUACCCGCUACGACGCCUAUACUGAUGUUGAGCGGGAUGUUAGAUGAAAUUGUGCCGAAGGAGCAUAUGCGGGCGCUUUGGGAGGCGGUUGCUAAGCGUGGGGAGAAGAAGGGGAAGAAUGGUGGGAAUGGAGGUAGCGGUAGUGGGAGUGAGAGCGAGCAGCCUGGCCUGGAGAGGGCGAAGUAUAUGGAGUUUGAUCUUGGUGGUCAUAGUGCGUACUCUCUUCCCGUUCAUUCGUUGGAGUUGUGGCAUUUACUGAACUCUUAA
Coprinopsis cinerea okayama7#130 is the source of this 1005-nucleotide messenger RNA. Its product is annotated as BEM46 family protein. Bases 1 to 1005 code for a protein of 334 amino acids. The transcript has 9 exons. Lineage: Eukaryota; Fungi; Basidiomycota; Agaricomycetes; Agaricales; Psathyrellaceae. Gene Ontology annotation, molecular function: palmitoyl-(protein) hydrolase activity. The record is from RefSeq and is a predicted model, not a curated record. Gene Ontology annotation, cellular component: membrane.